GAAACAGACUACUCUCCUCGCCCCCCCAUGCACGGUCUGGUUGCAUACGACGACGACUCUCAGAGUGAUUCGGAAGCGCACGCUGCCUCGACUCCAUCCACCAUUGCCAAAGGGAUUGUCAGCAAUGAUAAGCCGUCGAGAAGCUCCCCUGCUGCCCCGCCAGAUGCUCGACUGUUACCUAAGUCCCAAGUAAUCAUUCGUCGACCUGCGCAUCUGAAAAGUCAUCCACGAGCGCGAAUAUCCGAUGACGUCGUGGGCAGCUCGACGCCUACGGAGUCUCUGCCUCCUCCGCCACCACCUUCCGCAGAAGAUGUACUAGACAUCCAAACAGAGGCGACUUCCUCUUCCGAAGUUGAUGAAGUCUCAUUACUCCGUGAUCUUUUGAGACCGUGCCCAAUACCAGGUCUGGUAGAUUGGGGAAUACCCCCCGAACCUGCUGCACCAUGUGAUCCUGCCAUUGAAGCAAAACUAGCACAAUUCCAUGCGUUGAAACGCGAUCCAGUCAAUCCUAAGCACUUUAAUGACUCUUUAAUGUCCAAUCGCUCGUUUCGCAAUCCUCAUCUUUACGCGAAACUCGUCGAAUUCGUUGAUGUAGACGAGCGAACAACAAACUUUCCGUCACAUAUAUGGGAUCCGUACGAUGUGGAACCCGAAUGGUUUGCGGAUAAGAUUGCCGAGCAACAAAAAGCGCGCUCGGAGCAGGCAGCCGCCGCCCAGUCAAAACGGACGCAGAUCGACUUCACAUCUUCGAAGGCGACUGUGGCGCCUCCUACGCGACCUACGCAUGGCAGAGGUGGGGAUAGAAAAAAUUCCCGAUUCCAUCCAUAUUCGAGAGGACGCUAGGCGCUUUCCCGAUGCUUAUUUUCUCUCUAGUUUGGUUUGUCUGGGGGAAACUAGCCAUUUCCCGUCUGCUAUCUUUGACAUUGGCAAUAUAUUACCACCUAUUCAUGAUCAUCGAUGGAAUCAAGGGAUACGGAAGUUUUCGGACUCUUAUUGCCGCUGUCGGGAACUCGAUGUCCUCGCAUCCCUUGAGGGGUCCUUGAGAUGCAGUUCACUGCUUGAUUGACUUAUACUGGCUAUGUUGUUG
Pisolithus orientalis is the source of this 1087-nucleotide messenger RNA. Its product is annotated as HCNGP-domain-containing protein. The record is from RefSeq and is a predicted model, not a curated record. The transcript has 6 exons. Lineage: Eukaryota; Fungi; Basidiomycota; Agaricomycetes; Boletales; Pisolithaceae. Gene Ontology annotation, biological process: regulation of DNA-templated transcription. Gene Ontology annotation, cellular component: nucleus. Bases 28 to 843 code for a protein of 271 amino acids.